AAUGUUUUUAAUCGUUGUUGAUGCCUUCUCAAAAUGGCCAGAAGCUGUAAUUAUGAGUUCUACUACAUCAGAGAAAAACAUUGAAGAAUUAAGGUCAUUGUUUAGUAGAUAUGGGUUACCUAAAAUUGUGGUAUCAGACAAUGGUCCUCAGCUUACCUCUCACGAAUUUGCAAAAUUUAUGAAGGAAAAUGGGAUUAUCUAUAAGUUUUCAUGUCCAGGGCAACCUGCAACAAAUGGACAAGCAGAAAGGUUCGUCCAAACAAUGAAACAGGGUCUUAAGGCGUCCAAACAUGAUUGUUGCUCAAUUAAUACUAGAUUAAGUAGGUUCCUGUUAGCCUAUCGCAACUCAGAGCAUAACUUAACUAAGCAGACGCCAGCCCAGUUAUUCAUGAAGCGUCCUUUAAGGUCUAGAUUGGAUAUAUUGAGACCAAAUUUAAAUGAAUCUGUAAGAAACAGGUUACAUAAUGAGAUGCAAAAGUCUAAGUCUAGAAUGAGAGUCUUUGAAGUAAAUGAUUUGGUAUACACAAGAGACUUUCGAGGGAAGGAUAAGAUGAAAUGGUCUGCUGGUGUAAUUGUAAAGAAACUUGGUCCAUUACGGUAUCAAGUGAGUGUAGGAAGUCAACUGUGGUUGAGACAUGCAGAUCAAAUUAUGAUUCGGUAUUCAGAACCAUUAGUAGAGAAAGGUGAAUUAGAAGAACCUGAAGUACCGGAUGAAUUAUAG
Anneissia japonica is the source of this 721-nucleotide messenger RNA. RefSeq lists its product as uncharacterized. Lineage: Eukaryota; Metazoa; Echinodermata; Crinoidea; Comatulida; Comatulidae. The record is from RefSeq and is a predicted model, not a curated record. Gene Ontology annotation, molecular function: nucleic acid binding. The coding region runs from base 2 to 721 and encodes 239 amino acids. The transcript has a single exon. Gene Ontology annotation, biological process: DNA integration.